GACGCGUACAAAGCCCUUUCUGUUCUUCGUACUGUACCACAGACGUGCAACAACCAUCAUGGCUCGACCCCGCCGAUGGCUCCGUAGCAGCAUCUGAACCCUCGGUGCUCGCGCGGGUUAGGGUCACGCAACCUGUUCACACGCACACAGGCUCCACUGCCGCGCGCACGCACACGCACACACACACAGACAGACACACCUCGCGUCCAGAUGCGUCCCGGGCUGGCGGGUUUAGCGGCGGAGAUGCUGAGCGGGGCUUCGUGCAGGCUCAGGCCGAGGCUCGGCAGCCGCUUGCUGGCCCCGGUCACCAAGACAGCGCCGCCGCCGCCGUCCAGCGCGGAGAGCCCCCGGUUCCGCUCCACGUCCUCGGUGCAGGGCUUCACGGAGCUGGCGAGGGAGCGGUCCAAGUCCGUCACGUCGUUUUACAACCAGUCCGCCAUCGACGUCUCCGCAGAGAAGGCCUCAGUGCGACUGACCUUAGCCACCCUGUUGUAUUCUGGGAAGUCUCCUGAUGGACAUCACAUCUUGAGCAGUGCCAAGUACCUACACAAAGAGCUGCCUGUACGAAUCGCUCAUCGCAUCAAGGGCUUCCGCAGUUUGCCCUUCAUCAUUGGCUGCAACCCCACAAUUCUGCAAGUGCAUGAACUGUAUAUCAGAGCGUACCACAUGGUCAGUGAAUUUCCACAGAUCAAAGAUCAAGACGUUGAUGCUCGUUUCUGUAAACUGGUGCAGCAGCUCCUGGACGACCACAAAGACGUGGUCACCAUGUUGGCUCAGGGCUUCAGGGAGUGUCGCAGACACAUCCAGGAUGAGACAAUUAUCCGCAGCUUCCUGGAUACAACGCUCUGCUCUCGUCUGGGAAUCCGAAUGUUGGCCACGCACCAUCUCGCCCUCCACGAAGAAAAUCCUGAUUUUGUCGGGAUGAUAUGCAGACGCCUCUCUCCCAAAAAGAUCAUCGAGAAGUGGGUGGACUUUGCCAGACGUCUGUGUGAGCACCAGUAUGGGAACUCGCCCCGGGUGAGGAUCAACGGACACGUAGCCGCUCGUUUCCCCUUCAUCCCUCUGCCUCUGGACUACAUCCUGCCCGAGCUCCUCAAGAACGCCAUGAGGUCCACCAUGGAGAGUCAUUUGGACACCCCGUACAAUGUGCCUGAUGUGGUCAUCACUAUUGCCAAUAAUGACCUUGAUUUUGUCAUCAGGAUUUCAGACCGUGGUGGUGGAAUCCCUCACAAUAUAAUUGACAAAGUGAUGGACUACCACUUCAGCACCGCAGAGGAGAGCGCGCAGGACCCUCGCAUGAGCAACCUCUUCAACAACAUUACCAACAGUGGAAACCAGUCCAGCCCGAUGCAUGGGUUCGGCUUCGGCUUGCCCACGUCUCGGGCCUACGCUGAGUACCUGGGCGGCUCCUUGUCCAUACAGUCUAUGCAGGGCAUCGGCACUGACGUCUACCUGCGUCUGCGCCACAUUGACGGCAAAGGAGAGAGCUUCAGAGUGUAAAGCUCCCCCCCCAACCUGGGAUUCAGGCCAUGCAGGAGGUCAGAGGGGCUUCCUCCUCCGGGGAGGCUGGCAUGGACUACAGGACUUUGGUCCACAGAGUGAUAGCCGACACAGUAUGUUGUCAAAAAAAGAGCUCCUAAUUUCACCAACCCACUACUACGUUUGUAUUUUGUUGUUUAUUUCUGCCUUAGACUGAUUAUAAGCUAUGUUAGCUGUCAACUUGAUGAUUUCAAUUGUUUUUUCCUUUUUGUGUAUUGUACCCUGUGGCUUGUUGUCUUGAAGUUUUGCUGGGGGGUGGGGGGUGUGUAUGAGCGUUUGAUUGUGUAGGUUCAUGGGACAAACUGUGCAUGACAGUGAUAGUUAGCUAGAGAGGAAGGAGAGGUUCACUGUGAAGUUACUUGUUGCAUAAGCCUCAAAAUCGGAACGGGCGUUUUGAUGGAUAACUGUUUCAAAUGUAUCUUCUGAGACACUCCAGCGACCCUGUCGAAAUCUCCUCAACGCGUGCGACGCCGCCCACGUGCUCCACGACCGUUUGGAUCAACAGAUCCUCGCAGUGCGUUACCCGCCGUUGGUUUUUAGUGUAUAAGGGACGAUUGCGUACGUUUGCAGUAACAGACGGUAGUUUCACUUCAGGGUCUUUAUAUUUAAGGAGACAUAUGAUGCUUUUUUUCCGUUCGUCUUUCCUCCGAGUCUGGAAGGGACGAAGCCUUCUGUCCGUACUCUGUGUUCUUUUUGUCAGUAUUUGUGCUCGUCUUCUGAAGGUUUACAGAUACAGACGAAACAGCAGUAGCACAGGAAAUUGGGGGCAGUGUAGCCAAUAAGCGAGGAAACCAAUGGACAUGCAAACAUUUCAAGUAAUAAAGAUUAGGAACCUGAAUAUGAGCAGAAUAUGUCUCCUAUUAAAGACCAAACACCUGCCAGGAUGUGCGACAAACCUCGGCCCUCGACAACCAGUAGCAUUAUUCUACAAACCCGCCUCCAGUUCAGUUCAGUUCAGCCGUGGCUGAGAAAAACACAGAAGAUAAAAACGCCAAAAAACACCACAUGCUCAUUAACAGAUUUCCGUCUUGUUCUGUUUUGAGAACACGAGACGACGAGACGACCGUCUUCGAUCGGCAGUAUAUGUUUGUGGAGCUUUCAGGCAGGGAAGCCAACCAAGAUGUUCAGUUGCCUUACAGUGUGACGCUUCGACUGCAUGCUUUUACUCUUCUCUGCUUUCUUUAUUUCUAUUAUUAUUAUUUUCCGUUGCCUUUAUUGGUUCACACAGAUGCAUGCCGUGUCAGUCAUUCAUUAGUUUGAUUAGUUUUUUUUUUUUUUCUGCACAAUGGUCAUAAAAAACGCUCAGCACCGAUCACAGCAGAUUUUGAGUUUAUUGUACACACCUUCAGAGUAACAAUAUACCAGAGAAGUAUUAUCUUGCAUUGUCUUCUAUUUCAAAUUUUUGUUUGUGUUUUUGAAGUAAGUUUUGUAUUAGAUCACAUUUCAGGAUGGGGCAGCAGCAGCAGCACCGUCAUCUGUGGGAGUUUAGAUCAGCGGCGGUUACUAAUAAUUAUCUCCAGAUCACGACUGAAUUUCCAUAAGACAACAAAUGGCCACAUGUGUAUUUUGUAUAGUUUAUUUUAGGAUUUUUUACCCCUUUUUACCUUCUAUUUAAAAAAAGAAAAAAAAAGAAGCAUCUCUACUUCCUCCCACUGUCCAGAAAUGAAGCUUAAAACAUCCUCGAUAUGAUCGUUCUCUAGCGAUCGAGGGAUGGAUUCAGGGUAGCGAGGUCCUGUCGUUUCACGUUUUGCAUAAAGAUGGUGGGAUUGUCUGUUCCGUAGCGAUUCUGCCAUCGAACAGGAACUUUCAGACGCUGUUAUAAGAUCUAACCAACACUUGGUUUGAAGCAUAUUGAGUCAUUUUGUUCCAGAAGUGCGUCACCAAGCAAAACUUAAGCAUUUUUGUAUACGCCAGGUUAUUAUCUUCAAAUAUCUUCAACACCAAACAUUUUGUUUGUGAUGUCAUUAUCUCAGGAUUACAGUCUUCUGAACUUUGUGGUCAGUCCAACUCGUUUUUUUUUUAUCAGUCAUUCCUUUUGACCUGAGGACAAACGGAUGAUUAUUUCAAAACAAAAACAUCCCUCUUACGGGAAAAGAGAAAAUAUAAUGUGAGAUAAAAUUAAUAUAUUCAAGUUGUGAUCUUUCCCCAAAAGUGAUUAGUAACCCUGGCCUCUGAGUUUCCAGUUUAAUUUACAAGAAUCCGUUUAUAAAUUUGCCCUUUUUCAGCAGAUGUCGUCUCUUUUUCAUCUGCGUAACAUUCCCCACUUGUUCUCACGCAGCAGAUCAACCUGAUGUGACGUCUACUCGUGUCCUGGGAGCAUGUGUCAUGAUGCUGUUCAUCUUUUUGAUUUGAAAAGAUGUUGGAAAUCCAAACGGGAACAUCUGUGAACUUUGUAAAAAUCACAUGACCUUGUGUUCAAAGAAGUUAGUUUUUCGUUUUUUUGGCUGUGAGAGAUUCACCCUGUGCAUUAUCGGUUAUAUCACUGGCCUGGAGCUGUAAUAUUUUAAAUCCCUAAAAUUAUAAACGGAAUAAUGGAAAAAGGACUGUUUGUUUCACAAGUUAUGAAUAAUGGAGGAUUCUGAAAUGUUUUAAAUCUUACAAAUCAAGUAACCGGUUCCCUUGAAUGUGCUUUAUUUCUCUUUCCAGUGCGUUUACAUACAAAAUGUUCCUUUAAGUUUAAGAUGAGAUUUUGUGAAAACACAAGUGAACCAGUUAUUUCAGUUGUUCGAGUUCAGUGACACAAUCUGAUUGAGUUAGUGAGAGGUUCGUCUUUAUUUGACCAUUUUUAUGAAGCAUAACUUGUUUAACUGUGUAACCUGUAUUCUUUGCCGAGGCCAUGUGUAUGACUUCAUGUGUUUUUAUUGUGGAUUUGAAGGUCUUGAAGAUGUCGUAGCUUGUGCAUGUGAAGCUGAGGGGGGGGGUUAACACCACGUAGCUGAAACAUGGAUUAAAGUCUGUGUCCUUUUUCAGGCCCGUGAUAAAGGUUUUUCUUUCUUCUAUUCCACCAGGAUGUAACUUCUUGAAUUUGGAAACCUGCAAUAUCAUGUAUGAAGCAUUGAAACGUGUGCACUGGCUGCCCUCUGUUGGCCUAAAAAAGAAGUGUAUCCAGGCUGAGCAUCGUUUCAGUUUGUAAAGAAAAGGAAAAGAGGUCAUGCAACGUAAAAAAAAAAGAAAGUUUAUUUCCAUUUUCCAGGUUUGGGGUUUGUUAUUUUUGCAGAUAGAAAUGAAGAUGAGUCAUGUGACUGAGAAAAAGUGCUGCCAUGAUGGAAUGUUUUUGUCUCCUUGACUGAAAUUGGCUUCUCCCACAUGUUUUCUGUUAUGUUGAGGAAAUUUUAGACAUUAAAUUUUAUUUGGUUGGAA
Hippoglossus stenolepis (Pacific halibut) is the source of this 4899-nucleotide messenger RNA. RefSeq names its product branched chain ketoacid dehydrogenase kinase (gene bckdk). Bases 211 to 1500 code for a protein of 429 amino acids. The record is from RefSeq and is a predicted model, not a curated record. Gene Ontology annotation, biological process: protein phosphorylation; regulation of glucose metabolic process. NCBI's taxonomy places the organism in Eukaryota, Metazoa, Chordata, Actinopteri, Pleuronectiformes, Pleuronectidae. Gene Ontology annotation, cellular component: mitochondrion. Gene Ontology annotation, molecular function: pyruvate dehydrogenase (acetyl-transferring) kinase activity. The transcript is spliced from 11 exons.